AUGCCGUAUUUUUGUGGUGGCUGUAAAGAAGAAAUAAAGCGACUGCGUGUAGCUUGUCCUAAAUGCAAAAACAGCUUUCAUCAAUCGUGUGUAGGAUACAAAGGACCGCUAACUCCACCUGCGAGUAAAAUUUCAGCCGACUGGCUCUGUCCUGAUUGCACCAUAAAAAUUCCUCGCGUAGGCGACAACUCUAGCACCCCGACACGAGGGUCGGCGUCUGAUACCAACGCUACUAACCCGCUGAUGAGCGAGACGAACACAGAAACGUACAUUGACUCAGAGAUCGAGAACGAGGAAUCUUCUGUGAACCCCGAUGCCCGGAGUACCGUUUAUCUCGACGAAAAGGUUACUAGUGCAAUACGGCUCGAAAUAAGAAACGCUCUAAAGACUGAAGUUUCCAUUUUGAUCAAAGGCAUCCUGAAAGCUGAACUGGCGCCAAUUCGUCAGGACUUGAACGAACUAAAGCAAUCAGUAGACUUUAAUGGCAACAGGCAAGACGAGUUUGAAAAAUCUCUGAACUCGCUAAACUUGAAUGUUAAAACAAUAGACUCUACUGUCAAUCGAAUUCAGCCUACAAUUCUGGGCCUCGAGGAACGCGUCAACGACCUUGAACAGCAGCUGCGCGAAUCAAAUUUGGAGUUUCACGGAAUAACCGAGUACAAUAACGAAAAAUUAAGCAACGUGAUUUUAAGGGUAGCUGAAACAGUUUCAUAUCCGCUUUCUGAACCGGACAUUGUUCACUGUACUCGUGUAGCAAAACUGAACCGGGAGAGCAAGCAGCCGCGCACAGUUAUAUUAAAACUAAAAAACCGACUUAGCCGAGACGGGUUCUACUCGGCUGUUUCAAGGUUCAACAAGGCCCACCCUUCGGAAAAGUUAAACACAUCCCACCUUGGGCUGGCUGGGGAGAGGUCCCCAGUAUACGUGUCGGAGCAUCUGUCGCCAGCAAAUAAGAGAUUGCACGCAGCAACUCGCAUUAAAUGUAAAGAGGCCCAGUAUAAAUUUGUGUGGGUACGAAACGCCAGAAUUUACGUCAGGAAAGACGAAUCAUCGCCGCCAAUAGUCAUUAAACACUUGUCAAAUCUAGACUCGCUCUAA
Leguminivora glycinivorella is the source of this 1098-nucleotide messenger RNA. RefSeq lists its product as uncharacterized. The coding region runs from base 1 to 1098 and encodes 365 amino acids. The record is from RefSeq and is a predicted model, not a curated record. The transcript has a single exon. NCBI's taxonomy places the organism in Eukaryota, Metazoa, Arthropoda, Insecta, Lepidoptera, Tortricidae.